AGAAAGCCUGCAAGACGUGGUCUCCCACCUCAUAUGCACAAGGAAAGAAUUAUAUAUGGUGAUGGCUCCUGCAUACACAAUGGAUCAGAGAAUGCAACUGCUGAAACAGAAAUAUGGGAAGAUAGUGAGAAUGGAAUACAAGAAUCAAAAAGGAUAACAGGAAACCCUCUAGGAAUACAAAGAGAAGAAUUAGGAGGAGCAAUUUUAGCAAUGCUAAGAGUACCAAAAAACAAUGAACUAACAUAUAUGACAGAC
Messenger RNA from Guyanagaster necrorhizus, 255 nucleotides. RefSeq lists its product as uncharacterized. The annotation marks the transcript as partial. Gene Ontology annotation, molecular function: nucleic acid binding. The transcript has a single exon. NCBI's taxonomy places the organism in Eukaryota, Fungi, Basidiomycota, Agaricomycetes, Agaricales, Physalacriaceae. The record is from RefSeq and is a predicted model, not a curated record.